Messenger RNA from Cladocopium goreaui, 385 nucleotides. NCBI's taxonomy places the organism in Eukaryota, Dinophyceae, Suessiales, Symbiodiniaceae. The record is from the annotation of a GenBank genome assembly.
GGCAGCUAUGAGGGUCAGGUGCUGAGGCACAUCACCGAACACCUGAAGAACCCCGUUGCAGCCUCGGAUGUGAACUUUCAGUUGACCAUCGUGAAUACACUGCUGGAUAGGCUUGCCAAGUGGCCGCUCCUCUGCAGUGAAAUCUCAAGGAUGCAGGAAAUGUCGGACAAGCUGCCACCCUUGAAAAGCUAUGUGGAGUACACCUCGAAAAUCGUCAACUUGAUCAAUCCGGAAUCUCGAAAGUUGAGCAGCUUGCCACAAGCUCAACUCCUGCGGAUCCAGUACCAUAUCCCGCAUGCACCGUCAAAGGAAGCGAUCCAGACCUACGAUACCGUCAAAGAGAACUGGGUCCCAGGAACCUUGUACGAAUAUGUCCACCCCCGCG